Salvelinus fontinalis (brook trout) is the source of this 4518-nucleotide messenger RNA. RefSeq names its product calcium binding protein 39, like 1 (gene cab39l1). The record is from RefSeq and is a predicted model, not a curated record. Bases 239 to 1270 code for a protein of 343 amino acids. Gene Ontology annotation, molecular function: protein serine/threonine kinase activator activity. Lineage: Eukaryota; Metazoa; Chordata; Actinopteri; Salmoniformes; Salmonidae. The transcript is spliced from 8 exons. Gene Ontology annotation, biological process: intracellular signal transduction.
UUCCCUAGAACUAGGAGAUAGGGGAAGUUGUCUGACAAUAAUUAGCCAGCAGAAAUACUUUUUAGGUCACGAGAAAAUAGAUAUGAAGUUCUUAAAUAGGUGUGGUGUGUAGGUUUAGUAUAAGUUACCUUUAAAUAUCCUACACUUCCCACAGGAUAUAAAAAAAAAUCGAAGUCGCCUUCUAAGCUUGGGAAAGCGGUGCCUUCUACUAUACAGCCAGACUCAUCUCCUCGUCACCAUGCCGUUCCCCUUCGGGAAGUCUCAGAAGAACCCUGCGGAGAUUGUGAAGAGUCUGAAGGAGAACGUAGCUUACUUGGAAAAGCUGGAUGCGGCAGAAAGCAAAAAAUGUGAAAAGGUUGCAGAGGAGGUGUCUAAGAACCUAUCAUCUCUGAAAGAGGUGCUGUGUGGUUCAGGGGACAAGGAGCCCCAAACGGAGGCUGUAGCCCAAUUGGCCCAGGAGCUGUACAACACCAACCUCCUCAUUGCUCUCAUCGCAAACCUGCAGAGGAUUGAUUUUGAGGGAAAGAAGGAUGUGGUGCAUCUGUUCAGCAACAUUGUGCGGCGCCAGAUUGGCACCCGUACGCCCACGGUUGAGUAUAUCUCCUCACACCCACAGAUCCUCUUCAUGCUGCUGAAAGGGUACGAGAGUGCGGAGGUGGCUCUGAACUGUGGGGUGAUGUUAAGGGAGAGCCUGCGUCAUGAGCCCCUGGCCCGCACAAUUCUCUUCUCGGAGGACUUCUACUGCUUCUUCCGCUAUGUAGAGUUCUCCACCUUCGACAUCGCCUCCGAUGCUUUUGCUUCGUUCAAGGAUCUUCUCACGAGACACAAGAUUAUGUGCGCAGAUUUUCUGGAGACCAAUUAUGACCAGGUGUUUACAGAAUAUGAGAAGCUACUGCAUUCCGAGAAUUAUGUCACCAAACGGCAGUCCCUAAAGCUCCUGGGAGAGCUUCUUCUGGACAGACACAACUUCACUGUGAUGACCAAGUACAUCAGCCGGGCUGAGAACUUGAAGCUGAUGAUGAACAUGCUGAGAGACAACAGCCGCAACAUCCAGUUUGAGGCCUUCCAUGUCUUCAAGGUGUUUGUGGCCAACCCCAACAAGACCCAGCCGGUGCUGGACAUCCUGCUGAAGAAUCAGGCCAAGCUGGUGGACUUCCUGAGCCGCUUCCAGAGAGACCGCUCCGAGGACGAGCAGUUCUGCGAUGAGAAGAUUUACCUGAUCAAGCAGAUUCGUGACCUGAAGAGGCCCACAGCACCAGAGGAGGCAUGAGGGAGACAGGCAGGGGGACAGCACCAGAGGAGGAAUGAGGGAACAGCACCAGAGGAGGAAUGAGGGAACAGCACCAGAGGAGGAAUGAGGGGACAGGCAGGGAGACAGCACCAGAGGAGGAAUGAAGGGACAGGCAGGGAGACAGCACCAGAGGAGGCAUGAGGGAGACAGCACCAGAGGAGGCAUGAGGGAGACAGCACCAGAGGAGGCAUGAGGGAGACAGCACCAGAGGAGGCAUGAGGGAGACAGCACCAGAGGAGGCAUGAGGGAGACAGCACCAGAGGAGGCAUGAGGGAGACAGCACCAGAGGAGGCAUGAGGGAGACAGCACCAGAGGAGGCAUGAGGGAGACAGCACCAGAGGAGGCAUGAGGGAGACAGCACCAGAGGAGGCAUGAGGGAGACAGCACCAGAGGAGGCAUGAGGGAGACAGCACCAGAGGAGGCAUGAGGGAGACAGCACCAGAGGAGGCAUGAGGGAGACAGCACCAGAGGAGGCAUGAGGGGACAGGCAGGGGGACAGCGCCAAAGCACAGGUAGUGGUGAUGCUAGUGAUUUUGGUUGGGGCCUUCAGAAUUCAGAGAGAGAAUGAUAGUGAGAGAAGCAUACUUCCAUACCAUUACUCUGCCCUUCUAUUAACUUCAAACAUAGGAACAAUAUACUGUACAAAGUCCCCCCCCAUUCUUUUACUUUUUUUAAUGCUCAUGUGGGAAUGGAGGUGAUUUUGAGGCACACGCGACAAGAGUGACCAGAGAACUGUUAGUUAAACCAUAGAUCUAUUUCAGCCAGUAAGUAUGAAAUCAAUGCACUUAGUCAGAUGGUAUAUUGAACAUUAAACACACCAUUAGCCUCUUUAAUAAGCACAGUAGCACACCUGAGCUAUUUCCUGGGAAAUCAGGAUAAGUGGUCCACAAAACAGAAUACACUCUCCCCGACAGACUCCCCAAACCUUACAAGAACUUUGAAAUGGAUUUGUAAGCUUUUAAAGACAGAUGUCCUAUAUGAUAUUUUAGGGAUUAGAAUAUAAAAAUAAAGAUUAUUUUGCUAGGGUUAUUCAGUUAACAUUUAUUUUGUAGUGGUCUUGUUUCUGACACCAUACUUAACUAAUUCCAUAAUGUGUUGGUUUAUUGCUUAGCUUUGGGUAGACUCUUGGGUCAGAGUAGGUCAUUGUAAUCUUUAGUUGAUAACACGGUAAUUAUCUUCAGUCCAUCUCCUAAUGACAAACAGUGACAAUGGAAGGCUCAAAGACGUGAGUCCGUAGCAACUGUUGUCCUAAUAGGAGCCAUCCAUCAGGGAUGACAAUAAAUAAACUAUAUGAAAACAUGAAUCAAUGAUAUGAUAGUAGGGCCCAGGCUAGUGGACUAUAAUAGAACCUACAGAUGGUUUUAGUAGGGGCCAGUCUAGUGGACUAUAAUGGACCUACAGAUGGUUUUAGUAGGGCCCAGGCUAGUGGACUAUAAUGGACCUACAGAUGGUUUUAGUAAGGGCCAGGCUAGGCUGCAGGGUGAUCCAUUCUUUAGUCUGAUUGAUCCCAAUGAUGGCACUCUUUUCUUUCUCAUGGCAUGGACGCUUGCUAGUUUUCAUGUUUUCAUGUGCAGUUAGGAACUGGUGUAAGUUAGGAAGGUGUUUUUUAUUUUAGAAAUGUUCACUAAAUAAUAUAAAGAUGAGAUGUACCCUCCAACAAUAUUACCAACACAUAGUAUCUAUGGGACGAGUAAUACAAUACGAAAGUAACACUGUACUGUCUAAGAGGAGCCGAAUCCUCCCAGUCCUGAUACUCUAGUAAACAUGGGCUUACUGUGAGCUGCAUGCUGCUUCUCUCAGGCAGCCAGACGCACUGGUCAAGAAUCCACAGAAUGCACAUAAUGAUCGGCACCGUCAAAUUUAAAUGAGCCAAUUCGGAUGAAGUAUGUUGUAUCAAUUGCACCUAAUUGGCCACUCCUCAAUUCUCUACUCAAGCUUAGGACCUAUCAAUACCUCAAUCAAUAAUUAUGUUGUAUGUUGUCCAGAUGAACUACAAAAUGGGAUUCUCAUCUAAUAACAGCAUUUUGCCUUACCUAGUGUCACUUAAAUUGCAUAAUAACAGAUUACAAAAAAAUAUGGUGUCUGCACAAUUUUCUAGUAUAUACCUCAUUGAGUUCAUAAGGGCUGUUUUCUCUACUUGACAAUAUAUUUUGGACAAAGAGCAGUGGUUUGUAUUAUACAUGAUAAAUAUGUCAAUGGUUUUAUUUUAACUUCAACAGGGAGUGGGACCUGGUUUUCUUUAAGGGAAAAAACAGAAUCUUCAACUAAAUGUAUUAGUUGGGUGCCUCAAAUUUCAAUUCAUAUUGAAUAAGAGGACACACAAGUUUGAAUGUUGUCUUACUUUCAGAAUUGCAAUUUGAUUGGGAAGACCAUGUAUGUGGAGGUAUAGACCUCACCAAUCUUCUUAAUCAAAGGUAGUAUAAGGGGCAGUGCUUGACUUGACUGAGAUGGGUGCCCGUACUCAUUUUGGGUGCUGGUUCUGUUUACAUUUAGAUGCAGGAGCUCUUCAAUACUUUUGAGCUAAUAUUCUAUAAGAGGAACAGGAGCUCAAGCAGUAGAAAACUUGAGGUGCUGUUACUCUGCUCCGGUUAGCUGCUGCCCAAGUCGAGCACUAAUGAGGGGGGGAAAUAAUGUAUUUCAAAUCCCAAAAAACACCAACUUCAAAGGCCCAGAUUAGAUUAUUAACUGCAAAUGUGAUUUAUUGAAUAUAGAUUAACCUUGAAUGGAAUACAUAUGAACUAUUCCAGGACUUUUUUACCAAAAGUGCAAUUUAGUCCAGUAGUACUGUAGGCUUAAUCCUGUUAACUGUAAUCAGCCCACAGUCUGUUAUUUAUAGGAAUUUCAGAGCACCUGUUUUGUGGUAGACCAAGCAUUAAUCAAUGUUUAAUCAAAACUUUAAACUGAAUAAUUUAUUGGAGGAAACCAAAUAUAAAGCAAAACAUUUCUGAUAAUUUUCAGACUUGUGGUUGUUUGGCUAGUAUAAUAACUCAAUGACAACAUACAAACAUUAUCAAGAUUUGUCAAGGCUAAAUUAUUUUUGGGUGAUUCAGAAUUUGAACUGUAAAAUGUAUGUUGUACUUUACCUUUUUCACUGUGUUGCCUUCCUAUUUUCCAAUUUUUUUGUGUCUGAUUAUUUUCUUUAUUUACUGUGGGAAAGGAUGAAAUGUGUACAUAGCUUUAUUUUAAAAGGUGAAAGUGUGGAAGCAUAUAUAAAAAUAAAAUGAAGA